Molecule: messenger RNA, 1092 nt
Organism: [Torrubiella] hemipterigena
Lineage: Eukaryota; Fungi; Ascomycota; Sordariomycetes; Hypocreales; Clavicipitaceae
Source: the annotation of a GenBank genome assembly
AUGUCCACCACCACUACUGCGACCGCGCAGGCCAGCAACUUGUCGUUUGUUCUCAACAAGACUCACGAUGUCAAGUUUGAGGAGCGCCCUAGACCUGUCCUCAGCGACGAGCACGAUGUCAUUGUUGCCGUAAACUUCACCGGCAUCUGCGGCUCGGAUGUGCACUACUGGCACCAUGGCUGUAUUGGUCACUUUGUCGUCAAUGAUCCCAUGGUCCUGGGACACGAGUCCUCCGGUACUAUUGUUGAGGUCGGCAGCAAGGUCUCGCAUCUGCAGGUUGGUGAUCGCGUGGCUAUCGAGCCUGGCUACGGAUGCCGCCGCUGCAACGCUUGUCGCUCCGGAAAGUACAACUUGUGCCCUGACAUGAUCUUUGCCGCUACUCCUCCUCAUGACGGUACUCUGGCUGGAUUCUGGGCCUCGCCUGCUGAUUUCUGCUACAAGUUGCCCGAGACCGUCUCUCUUCAGGAGGGUGCUCUGAUUGAACCGCUGGCAGUCGCUGUCCACAUUGUUAAGCAGGCCGAAGUUAAGCCUGGAAACUCCGUCGUUGUUAUGGGCGCUGGUCCUGUCGGUUUACUCUGUGCUGCUGUUGCAAAGGCCUACGGAGCGUCCAAGGUAGUUAGCGUUGACAUUGUCCAGUCGAAGCUUGACUUUGCUCUCAGCUUUUGCUCCACGCACACCUAUGUAUCCCAGCGCAUCGCCCCCGAGGAGAAUGCUGCCGCUAUCAAGAAGUUGGCUAAUGUUCCCAACGGUGCUGAUAUUGUAAUCGACGCUAGCGGUGCUGAGCCCUCUAUCCAAGCUGCUAUUCACCUCGUUCGCAUGGGCGGCACCUACGUCCAAGGCGGCAUGGGCAAGAGUGACAUCACAUUCCCCAUCAUGGCCAUGUGCUUGAAGGAAGUUACCGUUCGCGGAUCGUUCCGCUAUGGCCCAGGAGACUAUGAGCUAGCCGUUGAUCUGGUUGCUACCGGCAAGGUUGAUGUCAAGAGGCUGGCAUCAGAUGUUGUACCCUUUGAGAAGGCGGAAGAUGCCUUCAAGAAGGUUCAUGAGGGCCAGGUCAUCAAGAUUCUGAUUGCUGGCCCCAACGAGAAGAUUUGA